Molecule: messenger RNA, 1710 nt
Organism: Exophiala aquamarina CBS 119918
Lineage: Eukaryota; Fungi; Ascomycota; Eurotiomycetes; Chaetothyriales; Herpotrichiellaceae
Exons: 6
Coding region: 1-1710 (569 amino acids)
Molecular function (GO): N,N-dimethylaniline monooxygenase activity; flavin adenine dinucleotide binding; NADP binding
Source: RefSeq, a predicted model, not a curated record
AUGACGGCUGAUACUGAAGCGAACGGUGAAAUCGCGGGCAAUGCUGAGAAAGUCAUCAACCCUAUCAACGGUGUUGAAGGACUCGCUGCCGUCAACAGCCACCGUCCUACAGCAACGGGCGAAACGGAGAUCAAUGGUCACGGGCAGCAGUCAGAGCUACCUCCGCAUCCAGGUCUCUUGGAUCAGUGGCAUUCGCAGCCCCGAAAGCUGCGAAUUAUCCACGUCGGUGCUGGAGCUACAGGACUUUGCGCAGCGUUCAAAAUGGAGCGACAAUUGACAGACUAUGAGCUCGUUUGCUAUGAGAAGAAUCCAGAAAUUGGUGGAACGUGGCCCGCACAUAUUUAUACCUAUACUUUUGAACCGAAUCCAAAAUGGAAGUCAUACUACGCUUACGCACCUGAAAUUCAGCAAUACUUCAUGGAUUUCUGUGAGAAGUACCAAUUGCGCAAGUAUAUCAAGUUAGAGCACAAGGUAAUAGGAGCUACGUGGCAUGAGGAGAAGGGACAAUGGGAGGUCAAGAUUGAGCACGACGGCCAAAUUCUAACUGACUGGGCGCAUAUUCUAAUGAAUGGCUCUGGAUUCCUUAACCGCUGGAGAUGGCCAGAGAUCGAUGGUCUGCAUUCUUUCAAAGGAGCGCUGAUGCACUCCGCGGCGUGGAAUGACACUGUUGACCUCAAGGAUAAAAGAGUCGCGCUCCUCGGCACAGGAUCUUCUGCUAUCCAGAUCUUGCCGCAAGUGCAGCAAGGUAGUCCAAAAUGUUUCUCGCCGUCAAAUACAUGGAUAUCACCUCCAAUGCCACGAGUUCCGGUCGAGCUAACUGAAGGAACGAAAGCCACAAGCUCCCAUGAGGAAGUCAAUCCCGAUGUCUCUCAGGCUUAUUACAAGGCAGAAGAGGUCCAGCGCUUCAUCGACGACCCCGAGUACCACCUCCAGUACCGCAAGCAGAUCGAACAUGGUAUCAAUGUCGGCUUUGCCAUAUUUUACAAGGACUCUCAAGCCUCCCAGAUAGCGAAAGAGUACAUGGUCAGUGCCAUGAAGCGAAGGCUACAGGAUAAUCCAGAACUAUGCAAGCGGUUGAUUCCAGACUGGCCCGUGGGCUGCCGGCGCCUCACACCUGGUGAUGGCUAUCUUGAAGCUUUGAUCAAAUCAAAUGUUGAUCCAGUCUAUGCUGAAAUCACUGCAGUCGUCCCGGAAGGUCUGUGCACAGAAGACGGCGCAUUUCAUGAGGUUGACGUAAUUAUUUGCGCUACCGGGUUCGAUAUGGCAUGGACGCCACAUUUCGACUUGGUUGGUACUCAUGGCCAGCGACUGAAGGAUGCCUGGCAGCCACACCCCAACUCAUACUUAGGAAUUGCGGCUCCGGGUUUCCCCAACUAUUGGGUCAUGAACGGUCCUCGCGGAGCGCUGUGCAACGGUACUGUCCUCCCUUGUUUUGAAACCCAGGUCGAGUAUGCCAUCGCAGCUGCAAAGAAAAUCCAAUCUGAGCAGAUUCAUUCGUUGAGUGUCAAGGACGAUGUGACUCGCAUGUUGAAUCGAUAUGUGGAUAAGUGGCAAGAGGGCAGUGUCUGGACAGGCGAGUGUAAGAGCUGGUACAAGAAUAACACGGUCAAUGGAAAAGUCAUGUGCUGGGGUGGUUCGUCUAUGCACUACCUCAAAACGAUCAAGACGCCGCGGUGGGAGCAUUAUGACAUCCGCUAUGUAUGUCAAUGA